Messenger RNA from Scomber japonicus (chub mackerel), 2438 nucleotides. RefSeq names its product non-SMC condensin I complex, subunit H (gene ncaph). Gene Ontology annotation, cellular component: condensin complex. The record is from RefSeq and is a predicted model, not a curated record. Lineage: Eukaryota; Metazoa; Chordata; Actinopteri; Scombriformes; Scombridae. The coding region runs from base 96 to 2171 and encodes 691 amino acids. The transcript is spliced from 18 exons. Gene Ontology annotation, molecular function: chromatin binding. Gene Ontology annotation, biological process: mitotic chromosome condensation.
GAAAAAGUUCAGCUGGCUUUCUACUUCUCUGUUUCAUUAUAAAGUACAACGAGCUGCACUGAAGCCACGUCGGAUUUUAAACAUUUUCAGCUAAGAUGAGUGCAGCCUCCACACCGGUCUCCCGGGUACGACAAGGAUGGACGUCAUCCUCCUUGAAGAACAAGGGUCUGUCCCCUGCAGCCUGCAGCACCCCGCUGCUAGCAGCCUUCCCCGGCAACGAUGAUGAGCAGGAGAGACGUCAGCGUCGUAGGUCAAGAGUAAUUGACCUUCAAGCUGCUACGGACUCCUCCUUUAAUGACUCUACAUCUCAUAGUGCUGUGGGGACUCCUGCUGCUGUGCCCAAGUUGUCAAAUGCACAGAUCUCAGAGCAUUACUCCACCUGCAUCAAGCUCUCCACAGAGAAUAAAAUAACCACAAAAAAUGCCUUUGGUCUGCACCUGAUUGAUUACAUGGCUGAUAUUCUCAAACAGAAGGAUUCUGAGCUCACAAACUUCAAGGUAGCAGCUGGCACUUUGGAUGCCAGUACAAAGAUCUAUGCUGUCAGGGUGGAUGCUGUUCAUGCUGAUGCCUACAGGGUGCUGGGCGGCCUGGGAGCUGAGACCAAACCCGGAGAGGACCAUGGUUCAAACCAGCAGGAGGGAGAUGAUGAAGGAGGCGAGGUGACUGCCAAGCAGCCGAAGAAAAAGAGGCCGCCUAAGAGGACGGUGGAGCAGAACCUGAGUAACAUCAACAGUGCUGACUCUGAGAGGAAGUGUGAGGUGGACCCCAUGUUUCAGCGGAUGGCCGCGUCCUUCGAUGAGAGCAGCACAGCAGGCGUUUUCCUCUCAGUCCUCUUCAGUGAGAACAAUCGCUGUGAGCUGCUGUUUCCCUCCUACAUGACCCUGCUGCAGUCCACCCCCUCCUACUCUCCUCCACCUCCACAGGGAGUCCCCGCGUCCCCGUUCAUGGCCGGACUGGAGCGUUCCCAGGAGAAAAGCUGCAUCUGCCCCUCACUGGAGGACUUCUCCUUCACUAGCUGGAACCCCGAGCAGACCAUGAAUCAACUCGUGGAGAAGAUGAAGCACGGCGAGCACGUGUUUGACGUCAACGCAGAGCCUGAGCCCGAACCCGAAGAAGACGACUGCCCCGACUUUGACGGCGACUACGAGGACGGAGGGGGCGACUGUGAGGAGGGAAACAAAGAGUACAAGGACGGCUGUGAGGCCUCCGGCUCUGGAAAAGGAAGGGACGUCAUUCCCAUCGGAGAGGGAGACAUCGCCACUAUGUGCCUUCAGUUGUCCUCUCAGCCCAGGGAAUAUUCCUACUUCAGCCCCAGGACCAUGGCAACAUGGGCUGGACCCGGCUACUGGCAGUUCAAGCCAAAGCACAAGUUGGACCAUUUGCCUGACAAGGAGACACGAAAGAGGAAGCCAAAGAAGACAUUUGAAAUAGACUUCAACGAUGACGUCAACUUUGACACCUACUUCCGCACCACACGGGCUGCCACCACCAUCACCAAGUCUGCUCUCAGCACCAGCACUAAGAAGACCACUCUUCCAGCAGACUUCCAGUUCCCCCCAGAGACGCUCUCACAGCUUGGCCUUAAACCCUCCAGCUCGUUAUGUAAAGAGGGUCAGAAGAGGCUGUCCGGAGAGCUCGGAGAAGGCAUCGGAGACUACGACUACAACAACGCCAACGACACAGCCAACUUCUGUCCAGGUCUUGAGGGAGACAGUGACGAUGAUGUUGAAGGGUUUGCUGGUUCAGACGACACACAGCCUUCAGGUGACAGUAUACCUCCGCCCUCGCAAGAUUCGGAGGGGGUCUCCACCUAUGGGGAGGAAGAUCUGGUACCUGAACCACACAAGGUCAACAAGAUUGAGAUCAACUAUGCUAAGACAGCUAAGAAAAUGGACAUGAAGAGACUGAAGAGCAGCAUGUGGACUCUUCUGACUGAAAGCCCAGAAAAACCCACCAAGGAGGUAGAAACUGUGGAGACACCCGAGGUGUGUGGGGAGAAGGUCUUCAGUCAGACCACAAAGACACUGCUUCAAAGACUGCCCAACACGAUGGCUCAGAACCUGUCAGUACCUUUGGCAUUUGUCGCUUUGCUUCAUCUUGCCAAUGAAAAGAAUUUGGAGCUGGUGAAUGUUGAUGACAUGUCAGACAUCAUCAUCAAACAAAGCCAUUGAGGAGAAACUAAUGAUGAGAUCUUAUAUGGAGAAUUGGAGCCAUGCUUUUAUUCUAUUCUGUACUAUUUCCUCUCCUUCUGUGUAUAAUGUCUCAUGUUUCUCUGUGACACCUUUUUUUAUAAUGUUUUUUAUCUAUUUUCUGGCAAAUAUCUAAUAAGGGACUUUUCAAAAGUCAACUCUGCCUACAUCCAUGAAAUAGUGUUUUAAACCUUUUGUCUUUCCUUUUAUUCUGUCUGUUUGUCCUGUGUGUAGAUAACUUCACCACUC